Molecule: messenger RNA, 1595 nt
Organism: Cyprinus carpio (common carp)
Lineage: Eukaryota; Metazoa; Chordata; Actinopteri; Cypriniformes; Cyprinidae
Gene: her7
Product: hairy and enhancer of split related-7
Biological process (GO): regulation of transcription by RNA polymerase II; regulation of neurogenesis; anterior/posterior pattern specification
Cellular component (GO): nucleus
Molecular function (GO): DNA-binding transcription factor activity, RNA polymerase II-specific; RNA polymerase II cis-regulatory region sequence-specific DNA binding; protein dimerization activity
Source: RefSeq, a predicted model, not a curated record
CCUCUAUGAUUGGUCUGUGAGAGAGAGAGUGGGCGUGGCUUGUAAACCACGCGCCGAAGGCCUAUAAAUACGUGCGCUCAGCUUCAGCCUGGCAUCUCACACUUGUCUGUGCACGUCGAAGAGAGUUCUUUUCCAGCAUACCUAAUAGAAGACAACUUGGACCUUUAAAGGAUUGUAUCAUCUCUACUGUUUGGAGUACACGUGUAAUGAAAAUCCUCAGAGAGACUCAGACCAUUAAAAUGGACAGAAAGCUGUUAAAACCUCAGGUAGAAAGACAAAGAAGAGAAAGGAUGAAUCGGAGUCUGGAGAACCUGAGAACACUGCUUCUGCAAGGCCCUGAGCACAAUAGUCCCACUCAAAGGAGAAUAGAGAAAGCAGAGAUCCUGGAAUACACCGUCCUGUUUUUGCAAAACUCUGUCGCUCAGGCCAAGAAAGCAAAAGAUGUGAAAGGAGGAGAAAAGCGUCAGUUUAUGGACGGCUUUUCAUCGUGUCUUCAGAAUGCGGCCCGCUUCCUGUCAGAUGAAGGUAAGGCCCGUGGACUGGAAGGUUCAGUAACUGCUGUACUGUGUCAGCGUCUGACCCAGCCCUGUGUGUCGUCCACCAUCCGACUGCCUGUCAGAAUCCAGAACUCGUCCAGAAAGCAGGUUCCAGAUUCAAAUGCACAGCAUCAUCUGCAGCAGAACUCUGUCUGUAAACAAGGACUUCCAACAGCUUGCAGAAAUGUUUUGCCACAUCUGAACAGGAUUCCAUUCAGAAGCACAGACUCCAACACACUGUAUUCGACAGCCCCACCAACCUCUCAACACCAGACACCAGUCAGCCAGACAGUCUGGAGGCCUUGGCCUUGAGAGAAAUUAAAGACAUUUACAGAGAAAUGGACUCAAAAUACUGGGCUUGUGUAAUCAUUAAACAUGGUUCAUCUCUUCUAAAUUAUAGGCUGCAGAGAGACGUUUAUUUCCAAAAAUGUUGUGUAAUGAUUUUAUCAUUUGACAUCACGUUGGAACUGUAAAAUGUGUAAAUAGUGUAUGAUAAAUUAUGCAAUAUAUUUUUUACGCAGAUUUCUUUUCUUUUCUUUUUUUUUCUUUGCAUGAUCUGUACUGGGUGUAUGAUCAUUUGUAAUACAUAGCCGAUGUAUGUAUUUAUCUAUUUUGCACAUUUAUUUAUUCAUGACAUUUCCUUUUUAUAGUUGUAUAUCUGGGGGAUUGACACAUACAUUCCAUCAUUAAAAUUUAAAAAUGAAAUAUUAUCGUGUAUUUGUUUAUUAUUAGACCUACUUUUAAAUAUAUAUUAAUCGUUGAUUUCAUGAAGAUUUAAGCUCUAACAUUUAACAUCGCUUUCAGCACGCGCCGAACAUUUACAGUCGACUUUGAUCAUCAAACCCUUUGAAAUGCGCGCGACCAAAUGUGACGCGGAAGUGUUAGUUUUUGAGGCGCCAAAUCGCCGGCACACUUCCACACGACUUCUGUUCUGACACCUCCGGUUUCCUCUGCUCAUUUGUCUGCUCAUGCUAAUAAAUAAAACGUGCGAAAAGGCGCCACGUGCCUUGGCACCUUGGAGACAUCCUCUUAAACAAAGAUAUUGACAUUCCGUAUAAA